Sitodiplosis mosellana (orange wheat blossom midge) is the source of this 3266-nucleotide messenger RNA. RefSeq lists its product as uncharacterized. Gene Ontology annotation, biological process: phosphatidylinositol phosphate biosynthetic process; intracellular signal transduction. The transcript has 8 exons. Bases 207 to 2504 code for a protein of 765 amino acids. Gene Ontology annotation, cellular component: phosphatidylinositol 3-kinase complex. NCBI's taxonomy places the organism in Eukaryota, Metazoa, Arthropoda, Insecta, Diptera, Cecidomyiidae. Gene Ontology annotation, molecular function: 1-phosphatidylinositol-3-kinase regulator activity. The record is from RefSeq and is a predicted model, not a curated record.
GAGAGAGAGAGAGAGAGAGAGAGAGAGAGAGAGAGAGAGAGCCAAAUCUUACACCAUAAAUCAUCACAUUGGGGCCCCUGGAAUCGGUGUUAUUAUCAACGGCUACCUGAAUCAUAAAAAUCGGUUCCCGAGAAAAUGUUAAGCACAACAUUAAAACCAUUGUAGUCCUACCUUGAACACGUUCGAAAAACUCUAUAGUGUCACACAUGGGUCAUCAUAUUAGUAAGCAGCAGAGCCAGCAGAUGUCUGAUGACCAACAGAUGAUGAGCAGUAUCGAACAGCAUAGCAAACGGUCAACAACGGCACAGGAUUUGCAAGUGAAAAGUCGCAAAAAUAGGCAAAUCGCUACAAAUGCGAAAAAAUUAAAAAAAGGACAAAAUCAACGGUGUGACGUCAGCAAUAGCAACAGCAACAGCAACAGCAACAACAGCAGAAGCAUCAUCAACGCAACCGCUCCAACGAAAUCAGCAGUUGCAAGCACGUCGGCGGCGAAUCAAGAGCGCAACGCCGGUUCAGUGGUGAUCACAAUUCGGCUGAUGAAAAUGGAAUCAGCGAAAAGUUUUUGCGGUGGUAGUGUUGGGAGCAACGAUGAAGCUCAAAACGAUAACAAUUCCAACAAUAAUAACAACAAUUUUUCAUCGAUCGCACGUCCAGCACAGCGCGAUAUCAACAACACAAAUACGGCGAACAAUUUAUCGUCGCAUACAUAUGUAAAUUUACAACAAGAAAACAGUAAACACAACCAAAAUAAUAGUUUUAGUGUGGACAAUAACAAUGUAGUUUUGAAUCAAAGUGGAAUUGGCGUAUCAUCGAUGAGAGUGAAUAAUAGUGUGGUUGGUGAUGGCAAUACGAUGAUCAAUAGUUUAAUGAUGUAUGAAAGCAGUGGUAAAAAAAGCAACAGCGGUCAAAAUAACGAACGGAAUAGUGUUAAGAAUCAAAAUGUAAAUUGUGCUUUGCGUAGCGAAGCUUCAAUCUGUGAUAAAAAUCAAGCAAAUUUCACAUCACAAUCAGAACCGCCAUUAUCGAAUGCGGUGAAUUGCCACCUGGUGCACCCUCUCAAAACAAUUACAUUGACUGAUACAACAACAUCAUCAUCAUCAUCAUCAUCUUCAUCUUCAUCGUCGUCGUCGCCGGAAACGAAUCGAUCGUUGCCGCACACAACGGAUAUGAAACCAAAACCAAUUCAGGACAGUUCAAGUGCUUUCAUUCCGUCAAAUUUUAUUGGCACAGUAUCACCGUAUCCACAUCAUAUCCCAAUUGCUAAUCUCAUUCGACCGGAUUACUUGAAUACCGUUGCCGAUGAACAAUGCCGAAACGUAAAAAGCGAUGGCAGCUGUUGUGAGAAACACAACGCCACUAUCAAAGAUUCGAAGGAAUUGAAAGCAAAAAAACCAAAUUGGGGCAUCAAAUUGAACUGUGCUAAGCUGAAGGGGAUCAAAUCAUUAUCUUCCCCGUUUUCACACGAAACACCAGCAAUGGCAAGCAAUUCGGGUAAUUCAAAUGCCGAACCAAAUAACAACAACAAUAGCAACAAUGUUGAUCGGCCCACGGCUGUUUCGGGACAACAAUCGACUGCUUUACUUCUGGACAAAUCACCGUGGUUCAGCGCAAACGGUGGAAAUGUUAUCGUUGUCACGAUGGAUCAACAGGAACCAUGGUUUUCUGACGAGUAUUCGAUUGAAGAUUGUGAUAAAAAGGCACGUUUGCAACGGGCCAUUGAAAUAGCCGAAGGUGUAGAACCACCGCCCGGAUUUCAAUCCAGUUUGCAAUCGUUAAACUCAAUGUCAUCAUCAAACGUACGGUUGAUCCCGAAUACGAUGCCGGCGAGCUCAGUGAAUGAUGCAAAUAAUAUAGUUGCUGCAUCGAAUCCACAACAUGUCAACACAUCGCAAUGGCUCGUUGCAAAUGUUUGUUCGAAUUCCUCGGCACUGCGGUUCUUUUUACAGCAUGCCGACGAUAUGCCAAGAAUACAUUCACAGGUGGAUUAUAUUCAUUGUUUAGUGCCGGACUUAAAGCAGAUAACAAAUUGUUCGUUUUACUGGGGGAAAAUGGACCGAUAUGAAGCUGAACGGUUGUUGGAAAACAAGCCGGAAGGCACGUUCCUUUUGCGUGAUUCUGCACAAGAGGAAUUCUUGUUUUCGGUAUCAUUUCGGAAAUAUGGUCGCUCUCUUCAUGCACGCAUCGAACAAUUUAACCACAAAUUUAGUUUUGACUGUCAUGAUCCCGGAGUGUACACAUCGGAAACCGUAACGGGAUUAUUGGAGCAUUACAAAGAUCCAGCCUGUGUGAUGUUCUUCGAACCGGCAUUAACGCUACCUCUAAAUCGAAAUUUUGUCUUCUCGUUGCAACAAUUGUGUCGAGCGACCAUUGUUAGUCACACCACCUACGAUGGCAUCAAUGACAUUUGUUUACCGAAAAAAUUGAAAUCUUACCUAAAGGAAUACCACUACAAGCAACGUGUACGAGUCAAGAAAUUUGACGACCCAAUUUAUGGCACAACAUAAACAUGCGAUUCAACAUCGAUUUGUGCCUAUUAACCACCAACAUGAACACAAACCAACAAACAAACACAUACACACAUCAAAAGGAAUGUAGCCACUUACAUUUCAUUCAUCCCGACUUUGUUCCACUUCAUUAGAAUCCAAAAUGAUCGCAUGUAGUAUUAUUAUUAAUUCUAUUAUUUCCUUUUUAAUUUGACUAUUAUUUAUUGUUUUUAAAGAAAAACUAGAGAGAAGAACAAGUAGAUUCGAAUUUUUUUUUUCUUUUGAUUUUCAAAUGACUUUUUAGAAACUAGCUAUAAUCAUGAGCUAAAUAGACACAUCACAUAGAUUGAAAAAGAAUGAAACGAAGAAAAUACGCUUUGGAAGCUAAGACUUCGGCAUAUAUUUGAUAAAUAUAUAUGGAGAAAGAAAAAUUGUUGGAAUUCUAUGUGUAAUUUGAAGAGGAAUCAACAAUUUGAAGAGGAAACGGUAGAAAAGAAAACACAGCCAGUCGAAAUGCUAAGUUAUAAUUUGUAUGAUUUUAUUGUUUUUUGCGAGCGACACGAAUUUGUGCGCGCAUAUUCAAUGAAUAACGAACUUCCAAUUUUACCACAUUUGACAAUUGAUUUUAUUUUUGAACGAACAACACGAACACACUACGCAAUGAUUAAUAACACUGAAAACAAAACAAACAAAAAAUGACGGGGAUCAGCGAAUAUGCACGCGCAUUCUUAUCGACGCUAAACAUUAUUUAGAUGGAUUGAUUGUUGUACAAAUUAACAAAAA